Molecule: messenger RNA, 1268 nt
Organism: Darwinula stevensoni
Lineage: Eukaryota; Metazoa; Arthropoda; Ostracoda; Podocopida; Darwinulidae
Source: the annotation of a GenBank genome assembly
CCGAGGGGGAAAGCAAUGCAACUGCAAGGCGAGGUAAGAGAAAGCUUUCGCUCGUCCGCCAUUGUCGGUUCUGGACCUGCUGCACUCCAUCCAGUUAGGCGGCUCACUCCUACUGGUUCUGUGUCUUCAAUUCUCCUACCAUCGCAGAUGAUCGACUGUCAUCGGUCGAUCUGGUUUGUUGAAGUGGGAUUGUGUGGAAUGAGAUGAGAAAGCGAUAGAGUGUGGAACCGUGACGCGAGUAACUUGUUCUUUCGUCUCAUUUCCGCCUUUACUAGUCUGCAUUCAAAUCCCUGCCCUUGUCAUCUCGAAUUUUGUCGGUCAAGGUCAUGGCUUGAAAGGGAGGGUGGAAACAGGAGGGAAGAUCCAGCAUGGAAGAUUUGGAGAUUGCCAUCAAGUCUUCUUUUGCAAAGGUGGUCAUCGUGGGCAACGGAGCUGUGGGUAAAAGCAGUAUGAUUCAGCGAUAUUGCAAAGGAAUUUUUACCAAGGACUACAAGAAGACCAUCGGAGUGGACUUCAUGGAACGUCAAAUUGAGUUGGAAGGGGAGGAAGUGAGACUGAUGCUUUGGGACACAGCUGGCCAGGAGGAAUUCGACGCCAUAACAAAGGCUUAUUAUCGUGGGGCCCAAGCUUGCGUCGUUGCAUUUUCUACGACUGACAGAGCUUCCUUCCUCGCCGUGAAACGGUGGAAGAAAAAAGUGGAAGACGAAUGUGGCGAUAUCCCCAUGGUUCUCGUCCAGAACAAAAUCGACCUCAUCGAUGAAGCCGCCAUCCUCAAUGAGGAAGCAGAAGCCCUAGCUCGUGAGUUGGGCCUCCGACUAUACAGGACGUCGGUGAAAGAAGACUUGAAUGUAGAGCAAGUCUUCUCCUAUUUGGCAGCUUUGUAUAUAGCAGAGCUGCAGAGUCUAGACGACGAAGAGGAAGAAGCUCGUUUACCUGGUCCUCUGCCACCCUCCAUCCCAACAUCUAAUGGAUCAGAGAUGUACUCAGCAUCACACGUGGGUCUGUCAGGUGUGAAGGGGCAACAGAGACUGCAGAAUGGGCGUCUGGAGGCCAUCAUCAAAUUGCGUCCUCACAAGAUGAAGAGUUCAUUUCUUCAGAGAAACCUAUCGAAAUCGAGUUGCUCUUUAGUAUGAGAUAUGCCCUCCUGUGCCAUAUUGCCCUCAGCAUUAAGAGGAGUGGUUGUUACGAGAGAUUGACAGAAUUGAAGAAUUGUGAUUUUUCACUUGCGAAUGUUUUAUAAAUGGUUUAGUUGAGAAAUCUUGACUGUA